CAAGUGCGUGCGAACCCAUCGGACGAUCGAUAGCUGCAGACUGACAGGGAGCUCUGUCCCAUUUAACAAUCAAAGCUUGCCGUUUAUAUCGGUCUCCCGAAUCAGUUAAAGUUCUUGCGCUUUUCUUCCCCAAAUCCACAGCUUCCUUCGCCUUCCAAUCCGUAACCCUAAUCCCGACUCGCCCAAGAUCAUGGCUUCAUCGCCUCCGGAUUCGGAGAUGUCCUUCUCCGACUUCCCGGAAGAUGUCCAGAUCAACAUCCUCUCGUUCCUCUCCCCCUCCGAGGUCUCCGCCUUCGCCUGCACCUCCCGCCGCUUCGCCGCCCUCUGCGGCGUCUCCGACCCCGACAGCGCCCUCUGGCUCGCCAUGUGCGAGCGCCGCUGGGGCUCAUGCACCAGCCUCCGCUCCUGGUCCUCCUCGCCCGCCGCCUCCUUCUCCCGUCUCUACAAAGAGCUGGAUCGAUGGGAGAGCCUUAUUGGUUUCUGGCGCAGGAUUGGCCGUGGCGGACCGCACCUCGUCUUCUUCGAAUGGGGUCCGUCCUACAUUGCUGGAUCGCGGAUCUUCCCCGCGCCUGAUGCCUGCGGCGAAGGAUAUGGCGUUCUCAAGGUGCCCUUCCUCUGGUUGGGUCUUUCCCGGUGCGGCGAAGCGAUCAGUUUGCUCCACCCGGGCGGUUGCUCAGAUUCGUCCGCGGAUCUGUUGGGCACGGUUCCGGAUUCCUCGGUCUCACCCUCGGGCUUCUCCGAUCGCGACUUGGUUCCCGUGAGCAUUAACUUCAUGGGUUGCAGCCAUUUCGUUGUGGAAGACGGUCACUGCUGCGCUGAUGGUAGGACAGAAGAUUCGACUGGGUUUCUGGAGGAGAUCGAAGCGACAUCGCCUCCGGACAGGUUGAUGUCAGAGAUCUAUAAGCACUUCGCUAAUCGGACGAGUCCUAGUGGUGAUAGGGCAAUGAGAAGGCAGAGGAAGAAGGAAAGGGGGCGCUUUGGGAGGCAGCAUUAUUUGGAGCCGGAGCAUUUCGUGAAGAUCAAUAACUACUAUCCCACUCCAGACCGACCUUUGCAGGGCUUGUGGAAGGGGAUCUCUGAGGACAUGCUACUUGAGUUCUACCUUGUCUCCUAUGAUGACAUUGGUGGUAUCACAUGUCGGAGAGUGAGCGAAGGGGAACAAUUCUCUGGUUAUUCUCCUGUCUUCUGGACUUCAAACACUACAUUUCUCGAGUCACCAUUUUCUAAGGAGGAACAAGAUCUGUAUGGAAAUCGUGAACACAUACAUCUCGUGGCUUCAAACCCGAGAAACGUAGUGAGUGCAGCUGUCUUACGGAUUCUUUGCAUUAGCUCUUCUUAUGACUUGUCAAUUCCAAGCUCAUCAGCUUCUACGGGUGAUUCUAAAAAUGUAGAAGGUAGAGUAUGGGAAUAUGAUGAUGGAACUUUUGGGUUUGGAUUUUUUCGAAAUAAUUAUGUUGUUGACUUGAAGCAUAUUGCUUUAAGUGGGUCUCUACUUGAUACUGUAGAAUAUUUCUCCAACCAUUCAAGUUUAUAAUCCAUUUCUGAGUUACUUGUUAUA
This is a messenger RNA of Zingiber officinale, 1558 nucleotides long. Its product is annotated as F-box protein At3g12350-like. NCBI's taxonomy places the organism in Eukaryota, Viridiplantae, Streptophyta, Magnoliopsida, Zingiberales, Zingiberaceae. Bases 191 to 1534 code for a protein of 447 amino acids. The record is from RefSeq and is a predicted model, not a curated record. Gene Ontology annotation, cellular component: SCF ubiquitin ligase complex. Gene Ontology annotation, biological process: SCF-dependent proteasomal ubiquitin-dependent protein catabolic process; gibberellic acid mediated signaling pathway. The transcript is spliced from 2 exons. Gene Ontology annotation, molecular function: protein binding.